GUUAAACGUGUAUUCGCUUACUCGCAGUAAAUUCAAGGCAGGGCUUCGUUCAGAUUUAGUGUAUUUGAACAGUUUACGCUAACUUUAAACAAUAAUAUCCCAGUAGCUAAUCUUAGCUGUAGUAGGUCGAUUGCCUUACAUUAGUCAGAUUGUGCUAAUCGAAUUGUAUUUAAUCUGACACUUGCAGCAUUUCCCACUUGGCCUACUUUGUAGAGUAGCCAGAGGAGCGGCUUUUCAUCUUGACUUUCUGGCGCCUUUGGCUGUUUGGUUCGCGAUUGAACGUUUAACAACUUGACAACGCAAACCAUAACAAGCGUUUCCCUCAACAGCUCGUUCUCUAACUGACCAAAGAUGAAGAGAAGCAGAGGCGUUGAUGAGGAAACUCCUCGGCAGAAUGGCUCCGCUGGACGAAGGAAAGGAGAGCAGCAGCAACAUGACGGAGACGGCGGUGGUUGUUCCUUCAGCCCAGCUGACCUACAGGACGACGACAGUGACCCGGGACUCAGGAGAGAAAUACGGAGCAAGUACAGAGACCUCAUCAACUCGGUGCAACAGAAUAGGGAAGAUAUGCUGAGUCCGUCCAACAACAGACUCACCGAAGUUUUAGAAGAAGCAAAUAAACUUUUUAAAGAUGUCCGGCAGGCGCGGGAAGCAGCUCUGGAUGCCCAGCUGCUUGUUGUGGCCACAGACCUGGGCAAGGAGAAAGCCACCCAGCUGUUUGCUGAGGGUACUGCUUUCGAUCCCACUGCUUUUGCUGAGCACCUUCUGUCCUUCAUGGGUAUCAACCGACUAGAAGACGGGGAGGGCGAGCAGCAGAACGGACAUGGGGCUGAUGGCUACCUGCCGCAGGACGCUUGGGAGAGAGUGGCCCGCAGAGCAGAGUGCUGUUUCAGGACAGCACCCUCCUUCCACUACAUGAUGGGUUCGUUUCAUGCAGAGCCCCCCCCUCCAAAGCAAAGGAUAGAACGGCAAAGGAAGGCACCCAGCAAGGAAGCCAAAAGGAUAAUGCCCACUCAGCUAAAAAAAAUGGAAGACUCCCACCAUGAAGCGACAGAGAAAGAGGUGGAAAGGAUCCUGGGCUACCUGAAGAGUUAUUACCAAGAUGAUCCAACAUCCCCAAUAUCAUAUUACGAGUUUGUUAUUGACCCCAACUCGUUUUCUCGGACUGUAGAGAACAUUUUCCACACGUCCUUUCUAAUCAGGGAUGGUUUGGCACGGAUGUAUCUGGAUAAUGCCAAAUUGCCUUGUAUAGCGCCGAUAGAGGAGGGGGAGGUGGAGGCUGGAGGAACGUGCGCUCGGAAACAGUGCAUUGUGUCUUUCAGCCCAAAGAUAUGGAAGGAGCUCAUAGAUGCCUUCGACAUCAGAGACACAAUGAUUCAGCCCCCGAACGUGCAGAGCGAGUGAUGGACCCUGGCCACUUUCUGUUAGCUGAAACUGAACUUUGUUUUUAGGUGUGUUCCAUUUUUUAAAAAUUUCUGAAUAAACAGAGUAAUUAUUAGAAAUUUUCCAGGUCUCAGUGUAAGUCACAGAUGUAAACUGUGACUAGCAACUUGAGAUUUCAUUUUAUUUUAAUUGUUUUACUAUUUUUAAACAUUUGAAUAAUAAAAGGCAAAGAACAGAAAA
Scatophagus argus is the source of this 1623-nucleotide messenger RNA. It is a transcript of the gene nsmce4a, whose product is annotated as NSE4 homolog A, SMC5-SMC6 complex component. NCBI's taxonomy places the organism in Eukaryota, Metazoa, Chordata, Actinopteri, Scatophagidae. The transcript has 10 exons. Gene Ontology annotation, biological process: DNA repair. The coding region runs from base 352 to 1404 and encodes 350 amino acids. The record is from RefSeq and is a predicted model, not a curated record. Gene Ontology annotation, cellular component: Smc5-Smc6 complex; nucleus.